AUGAUCCUCGACCGAGAAAGUGCUGGGCUUGACACUUGGCGGGGGGCAGAGCAUAUCCUGAACUUCUUCCCACGAAAGUGUCAGCUCCAAAGAAUCGUGACCGUCAAUGAGCAGCCGUUUACUCUUUGGACCAAUAUUUCUUCUUUUUCGUUCGGGAAGAAGCAGCGAUUGGGAAGUAGCGUUCGAUGCUUUUCGAAAUCCCAUCAGAAGUUUUCCACCCGGAUCCAUACGGCUGAAAAAUUAUAUGUAAUAUUCAAGGAAAAAGAAUUGUUGAUAGAGUACCAGUAUCUCCAGCUUGUAGUUGCAUCGACUGGAUGCAAGGAGUCACGCCUUCCAAAACGUACAUUCGGCUGUUAUUGUUCGGCCAAAACCGGAACUGAAAAAGCCAUUCUUUUCCCUUCACAUCUUGAAUCCUUAGGGGAAGGCCUUCGGGAUGAGAGAUCGGAGGAAAAUACGCCUGCACGGGUGAAUUUAUCCGUAAACCUCAAAUUCACGCCCUAA
Messenger RNA from Striga asiatica, 501 nucleotides. Lineage: Eukaryota; Viridiplantae; Streptophyta; Magnoliopsida; Lamiales; Orobanchaceae. The record is from the annotation of a GenBank genome assembly.